AUGCGAAUUCGUAUAAAACAAGCCAGACCUGAUAAUCUGACGGAUGCGAUUCAUCUUGCAGUGGAGCUGGAAGCUUACAAGAAAGCAGAAAAACAUGGAAAUGAAGGUCGCUCAUAUCUCAGAACAGCAAGUACUGAGAGUACUGAAUCGACACAUUCAGCAAAAUCUGAGAAAUCUGCGAUGGAAUCUAUGUUGAGUAGUAUCCAGGAAAAGUUGGAGAAGAUGCAAACUGAUAUUAGUCAGCUCCAAGCUGUAAGGAAAAAGCAGAACCGACCUGCCCAGCAAGGACAGGAUGCAAAGAAUAGCACUGAUCGACGUUGUUACAAGUGUCAAGAAAUAGGACAUUUUCGCAGAGACUGCCCUCGGCUUAAGAAAGAGUCAAAGACAGCAUCAACAGGAGUAGCUAAUCCGGUAAGGACAAGGACGAGGAAGCGAAGUAGUAAACCAUCCGCUGGGAUUGGAGUUUCCUCGGCUGCUCAAGAGGCUGGACUAUACAUCAAUGCUGAGGUACAGCAUACCAAAGUGAAACUUUUGGUUGAUACUGGAGCCACAGUGACCAUUUUGUCACAGGAGUCAUAUGAGAAAAUUCCAGAGGAGAGAAGACCCAAAUUGAAAGAGGUUAAAAAGGAUAUCAUGGCUGCUAAUGGCAGUGAGUUGAAAGUCCUUGGUCAGGGAGGAUUUAUGAUCAAGCCAGAAGGUUGCCGGGACGUGUACUUUGAGGCUGUGGUAGCCAAAAUAAGCACAGAAGGAAUUCUUGGUCUUGACUUCUUGAAAUCAAGAAAUGGCUUGAUUGAUUUAAAGCGAGGAUCUUUAGUGUUGGACGACGUGCCAGUGGACACUAAGUACGAGGGUACACUUGGAUGCUUUCGAGUUGUUGCCUCCGAAAAGAUAACCAUUCCUGGUAAGAGUGAGAUGGUUAUUGCUGGGGAAUUACGUUCUCCAUCAGGUGAACAUAUGAAUAGCGAGUCACUUCUUAUUGAAGGAGCUGACUCCUUCCUGAAAAAUGACAAGGCUCUCGUUGCCCGAUCAUUGGUUUGUUAUGAGACUACAGUUCCUGUGAGACUCAUGAAUCUUCAGGAAGAUCCGCAAACGGUCUACCCAGGUACAAAUAUUGCUCGUGCUAGUCCUGUAACAAGUGUCAUUGAGACAACAUCCUCGUCUAGUUGUGCACCCUCUGGAGAGCUCAGAGAGGAUUUACACCAACUACUACAGAGGUCAAAAGAACACCUGACUCCGGAACAGAGCAAUAAAGUCAAAUCUUUGUUAUUGGCAUACAAGAAUCUGUUCGCAGCCACUGACAGUGAUCUUGGACGAACAACAGUGGUGAAACACAAAAUAGAAACUAGUGAUGCCCGACCCAUCAAACAACCACUAAGGAGAGUGCCAGCACAUUUGAGCCCUGAGGUGGAUAGACAAGUCAAUGAUAUGCUGGACCGUGGAGUAAUUCAGAAGUCUACCAGCCUCUGGUCAUCGGGUAUUGUUUUAGUACAAAAGAAAGACGGUAGUCUCUGA
This is a messenger RNA of Pecten maximus, 1512 nucleotides long. RefSeq lists its product as uncharacterized. Gene Ontology annotation, molecular function: nucleic acid binding; aspartic-type endopeptidase activity; zinc ion binding. Gene Ontology annotation, biological process: proteolysis. The record is from RefSeq and is a predicted model, not a curated record. The transcript has a single exon. Bases 1 to 1512 code for a protein of 503 amino acids. Lineage: Eukaryota; Metazoa; Mollusca; Bivalvia; Pectinida; Pectinidae.